Molecule: messenger RNA, 907 nt
Organism: Bombyx mori (domestic silkworm)
Lineage: Eukaryota; Metazoa; Arthropoda; Insecta; Lepidoptera; Bombycidae
Exons: 5
Coding region: 216-881 (221 amino acids)
Source: RefSeq, a predicted model, not a curated record
CACUUUCAUUGUUUGACGGAAGACGUAAUUAAACAAAAAAAUGGCAACUAGACUUCAAAAAUGAUUAAUUUAUCUUCUCUCUUCGAAGAAAUUUUUAUUCAAUUCAAAUUUUUAGCUUCAAAGGUUAUUUUAAAUUAUGUAGGGUGUCAAAUAGCAAGAUUAGUUAUAAUAAAUCUAAAAAAUAUAAACUUGAUAAACUAAGAAUCUCAAUCAAGAUGGAUUUUGUUACGAAUACUCAUAAUGACUACCAGUGGCCGUUUCCAAAGCCUAUCGUAGGAAAACCAUGCGAACCUCCAACGCCGUCAGGAGCUCCACCCGCUCAACGAGCUCCAGUUGCGCCCUACUGUCAUUGUGAUGCUCAUUCCUAUUCACCGAGAGUAGAACAAUACAAACAGCUGCUCGAAAAAGAACAGAAAUUAUGCCAAGACUAUGAACAGCUGCGGAAACAGAUGGUCAGCGUCACAAAUGACAUCCUAGAUCAUCCUUGCGACGACCUGGACUCGAAGAUGACAACGAUGUAUCAAGCCACGUACAAGAAGAGAUCAUUCCCGGUAGCCGAUUACAGAACUAUCAUGGCCUCGUCGCAAUCAUCAGCUCCGAUUCCUGUGGAGUCGAAUCGUCUUGGCCUCCUUCGCUGCUACAAAGAUCCUACUCAUUUCUCCGAGAACCCUCCUAAAGUCAGGCCUUCGAUUCAUCCUCCGGCACCGAUCCACACUGGAGUCACGCCGCAGUCGAUAAAGACUUGGUUCUCUGAGUUUCCCGGCAGGACUGAGUACAUGGACACGUAUAGCGCAUCGGCGAAGGCUUGCUGGAGGUCGAUGCAGAGGUACAAAGAGCCAAUGCCUUCGACCAGACGUAGGGCGGACGAUAAUUGCGUUUGAGUGUUUUAAUAAAGAGAAGAUAAAUU